This is a messenger RNA of Lathyrus oleraceus (garden pea), 1603 nucleotides long. Its product is annotated as APO protein 3, mitochondrial. The coding region runs from base 2 to 1390 and encodes 462 amino acids. Gene Ontology annotation, molecular function: RNA binding. The record is from RefSeq and is a predicted model, not a curated record. The transcript has 2 exons. NCBI's taxonomy places the organism in Eukaryota, Viridiplantae, Streptophyta, Magnoliopsida, Fabales, Fabaceae.
UAUGAAAAAUGCAUAUUCAAAGAAAAGUUGGACCGGAACACUCCCUGGAAUAAGUUCAUUACUUCGCCGGUGCUCAGCCACUUCCAUUUCUCAGUACACCAGCGGAGACAUGCGUGCCACGUUCAUCUUUUCGCAACUUUCUCCCCUAAAUCGACAAUCUCACCGCCUUAACUUUAGCCUUUCCUUCGCAUCGGUGACUUGGCCGGUGAAAGAAGAACACGACGACGAAUUCCCAUACUCCGACGUUCCCAACCCUAGCCGGAUAAAUUCGGAGAGGAAGCCGUACGUGACACCAAUGAAGGUUCUGAUUGCAAGGGCGAAGGCAGAGAGGGAAGCUCGAAAGGCACAACCUUGUAGAGUUCUGGAAGAACCUCCCGAUAACGGAUUGCUGGUGCCGGAGCUUGUGGAAGUUGCUCAUCGUGUCUAUCGUGCUCGAGGCUAUCUACUUUCUGGUUUGGGUCAACUCGUCCGAGCCAUUCCUGUCUUACGCUGCGAGCUUUGUAACGAGGUUCACAUUGGUUAUGUUGGUCAUGAGAUUCGAACAUGUACUGGACCAAAAAGUUGGCUGCAGAAUGCAACUCAUGUUUGGAGAAGGGGAGGUGUUCGAGACGUGUUUCGUUUCCCAAAAUGCUUUCAUCUCUAUGAUCGUGUUGGCAAACCAAGGGUUGGGCAUGAUGAGAGGUUUAGUGUUCCUCGUAUCCCUGCCAUAGUUGAACUCUGUAUACAAGCGGGUCUAGAUCUUGAAAAAUAUCCCACAAAGAGGAGGACCAAACCUGUAUAUUGUAUCGAAGGAAGAAUUGCAGAUUUUGAAUCUGUUGUGGAAGAUAAUGAAAUUGAAGGAAAAUACUCUUUUGAAAAUGUCGACCCUUUAAUGGAUUCAUCCUCUAUGUUGAUGAAGCCUGUAGAGAAGAUCCAAAAUCUAGUGGAGAACAAAAUAAGCCAUAUGGAGCAGUUGAGUGACGAAGAAAGGAACAAGUUAAGGGAUUUAAGUAAGCAUACACUGGAUUCAUGGUUUGAGAUGACAUCAGGUGCAAAGAAGAUCAUGGAGAAGUAUUUUGUGAAUGCUUGUGGAUAUUGUCCUGAGGUUCAGGUUGGUCCUAAGGGGCAUAAGUUGAGAAUGUGCAAGGCUUCAAAGCAUCAGUCUCGGAAUGGUUUACAUGCAUGGCAAGAGGCAACAUUAGAUGAUAUUGUGAGUCCAAAUUAUGUCUGGCAUGUUGAGGAUUUGAAUGGACCUGCUCUGAGUAAUAAUUUGAAGAGAUAUUAUGGAAAGGCUCCUGCUGUCGUGGAACUCUGUGUGCAUGCUGGAGCUCCCAUUCCUGAUCAAUAUAGAAGCAUGAUGAGAUUAGACGUGGUUUCCCCAGGACGAGAUGAAGUUGACCUUGUUGCCUGAAAUGCUUUCUUCCCUUUUGAAGAUGGGCCAGAUACAUUCAGUGGACAUUUGGAGUUCUUAUGGAUAAAGUAAUCAACUUUUGGGUUUGAUAAAUCGGAACUUUGGUGUCUUGUACUAGCCUGUAAUUCAUCAGUUACUCAUUCUGCAUAUACUUGUGUUAUCUUCAGAAACGACACUGCAAUUGAAGAAUUUUCACAAGUAUUCUGGUGAUUA